AUGACUCUUUACUCGGACCCUCCUCCAUGGCGCGCCUUCAGCUCCGACAAGCCGACCUUGCUGGUAUGUUGGUGGAUGACCAUCUUCUGCGUCGUCCUGAUCCUGCUGCGCGUGUGUGGCCGCUUCGUCCGGACCGAGAAGCUGUUCAGUGAGGACAAGACGGCCGCUCUGGCUUUGGUGCCGUUGUUACUGCGCAUGGGUUGCGUCCAUUUUAUAUUGGUUCAUGGGACAAACAAUGCCGAUCUUUCGUUUGUUCGGCUCUCGGAGGACCAAAUUAGGAAAAAGACAAUAGCGAGUGGCUUGGUGCUGCUCAGCAGGGUGCUUUAUGCCUUGACGCUAUGGAUUCUCAAAUACGCCAUUCUGGAAUUCUUCAAACGGCUCAACGUCAGCUGGGAGCGUUCGUAUGAAAUAACCCUCGUCUUCAUUCGGGUCACCCUCGUCACCACCUUCGUCGCCGUCAUCAUCUCCGACCUCGUCGAAUGCCGGCCCUUCCACAUGUACUGGCAAGUCCUUCCGGACCCUGGAGGUCAAUGCCGCCAAGGCUACGCCCAACUCAUCACCAUGGCCGUCUGCAACAUCAUCACCGACCUCCUCCUCGUUUUCUUCCCCAUCCCCAUGAUCAUCCGCUCCCAAAUGAGCCUGACCCGCAAGAUCCAGCUGGUCCUACUCUUCUCCCUCUCCCUCGGCGUCGUCGGCGUCACCGUCUACCGCGUCCCGCACAUCAUCCGCGCCCACGGCUCCCAACAAUCCCGCUCUUUAUACGCCUCCGUCGAACUGCUCUUCGCCACCGCCGCCUCCAACGCCCUCGUCCUCGGCUCCUUCGUCCGCGACCGCGGUGUCAAAAAGCGCAAGUACAAAUACGGCUCCAUCGCCGCCGGUUCUCUCGAGCGCUCCCCCGGCUCGGGUCCCGGCGGGGGCGCCCCCAACGGUGGCCGCCGCCCUACCCUGCGUCACUGGGGUUCCGACGAGGAUCUGGUCCGCGACGUCGGCUACGGCGUCAAGCCCGAUUUGCGCGAACGGCUGAUCCCCUAUUCGGACGGAAACGGCGGCGGUUAUUACACCCCUGCCCCUAUGGCCCAAAUUCACCACCACGACCGCGAUGCCAUCCACUCGUGGGAUUUUCCACCAUCUUCUUCAUCCCAGGCUCGCUCCUCCGCCCGUAGUGAUGACUACCUGAUGUCUAUGUCAGGCCAACCAAGCCAACCCGGCUCGCCGCGCAACACUACCCACAACGACCUCCCCAUCCUCUCCUCCCCCCGCCGUGUCUCUUUCUUCGACUACGGCGGUCUUCUCUCCGACGAACCCACCCGCGGUCGACGAGGAUCCUCCGCUUCCACCACCGUCGAGCCACCGCGCCCCAACACCGUUCCCGUGCCCGCCAUGCCCGCCAGUGCCAAUGGCUUGCGCCGAGGAUCGGCAGCGUUGCUGCAAGAUCUGGGAGGGUUUUUAUCUCCAUUGACGAGCAGAAGGAGUUUGAGUAGGGGACGAGGGAGGAGCAGGCCGAAGAGUACGAGUGAUUUGGAGAGCAUACCGCAGAUGGGAGAGAAUGGGGAGGGUGAUGAGCUGCCAACGUAUUCGUCGGAGGAGAGAAGGCUGAGGAGGUUGGGGCAUGGCCAAGGUCAGGGACACGACUUGGAGUUGGUGGAUGCUGGUGGGUUGUUGACGAACUUGGGUGAGCCGGUGAAGGAGGUGCCGCUGGUGGAAGGGCCGCCGAAGAGGAGUACGACGCAAUGA
Messenger RNA from Neurospora tetraspora, 1734 nucleotides. RefSeq lists its product as uncharacterized. The record is from RefSeq and is a predicted model, not a curated record. The coding region runs from base 1 to 1734 and encodes 577 amino acids. NCBI's taxonomy places the organism in Eukaryota, Fungi, Ascomycota, Sordariomycetes, Sordariales, Sordariaceae. The transcript has 2 exons.